Messenger RNA from Durusdinium trenchii, 3267 nucleotides. NCBI's taxonomy places the organism in Eukaryota, Dinophyceae, Suessiales, Symbiodiniaceae. The record is from the annotation of a GenBank genome assembly.
AUGCCCUCGCACCCAUUUCUGUUGACCGAUGAAGGCACCGUGGACCCUUGGUGGCUUCACAACUGGCCAGUUGGUGGGGUUGCUUUGGUCCUCGGAGGCUCCGUGGACAUUCGCAAGGUGCGCAAAGAGGUGAAGAAGCCGCUUCGAAGUCAAGAUGUGUCGAUUCACAUCUUACAUGCAACUCUUUGGGGUGAGAAGUUCAGAAAGUUCAAACCCAAAGGACGUUUUCUGCUUCUAGCUACAGAGACUUUGUUCCGCAAGAAGUAUUCUUCCCUGCGCAAUAUGCUGUGGGUGGUGUUCGACAUGUGCGAGAAACAUGAACGCCAAACACCUCAAAUCCAUACCACCGAAAUGGAUUUUUUGCGGCAGUUCGGUCACUGUGAAGUCCAAGUGACAGUCGAUAUUACAAGAGGAGAACAGAAGCGCCGCAAGGAUCUGCUGUUUGAUGAAAACAGCGGGCGGUGCCGCUACCGGCCGAAGAGAGAAGUGAAUGAUGACUCCAUGGCCGACACAAACCUUCUAGACUGUGAGAUUUGGAGAAUUUGUGGACGCGAAGACUUUGUGGGGUUUCCAUUGCCAGGAGUUCAUCCCGAUGAUGCCUUUUGGGAUUACCUCUUUGGAUGGAGCACAGAUCGAGGAACCUUUCAAACUCAUUCCGAGGACCGGUUGGGUUUCAACAGCCUUCCCAUCAAUUUCCUCUUGCGGGAAGCUACGAGUGGGAAUCAGCCACAGAAACGCCUGGCAGCCAUUCUGAUGGUUGCAGCAGUGCAAUUGGUCUCAUCUCGCGGUUUUGCGCCCGUUUUCCAGCACGGCCGCACACUGGCAUUUGACAGUCACACCGUUUGGGAUAUGACAGAGACAGCUGUCUUUCUGGAUUGCUUUCUGACCGGAGGUGGAAGAUGGUCGAAAGAGGCCACGUUGACAUCCUUAGCAUGGCAGUAUGUGUUCCAGCGCCGUCAAUGUGUUUGGGAGCUUCGGAAUUUGGACGGGAGGACUGUCCAGGAUUAUCUUGACGGGGAAGUUGAGUUGCGAUGGAAGCUUCAAUCACUGCUGGAAGAACUCUUGCGGAUCAUGGACGAUUUCCACCUUCGCUUGCGAGAUGAACUCAAAGCUUGGUGUGAAAAGUGGAAUUUGCCGCACCUGAGCGACGACCCAUCAAUCCUCGACGCUCCACAUGGCCCCAGUGGUGAGGUUUUGGAGAAGGUCAUGCAACAAGCAGCCACGAAGGCGCACAGGGUCCACACACCCGAUGAUGUUCCGCCAUUCAACUUUGUGGUCCCUAUGUGUGAGAUCAGAAGACCACGUUGGCUGCGCUUGGCCGAAGAACCAAAUGGCCAUUUUGAAGUCCGCUUUGACGGGGACUCUUCAGCAUUUGAGCGGGUCCACCGUCGUCACUUCCCAGGCAAGGGUGGAGUUCAAGGCAGAAUCUUCAACCCAGACUCCCAGAAAGGAAAGAGAUUACUGGCAUCGGUGAUGUUUCUCAACCUUUUGCUUGACCACGACCAGGACCUAGAUGAGGAGGAGUGGUGGCAGUGGCAACUUCAUAGAUGGCACGUGCGAGAAGAUCCGCAAGUGAUGUACAAGUUUCAGCAAUGCGCUCAUGGCUCCUCGGGCCAGUGUACCAUCCGUUUUCCGACGACGCCCAUGGGGUUCUUUGCGCCAGGGGACUGCAAGGCGGACUGCCCACGCUACAAGCUGUCUGAGGGCUAUGAAAUUGUGGGUGAUGAAGACGCACAGAACGUGGUGAGCUUCACCCAGUCCAAGGACCGGUCGGACCGCGCAGCGCGAAGCGACCGUGCCGGCGAAGCGGCGCGAGAGGGCGGUGGCUUCCCGGAGCCACAGGUGGAUGGCAUUGCGGAACUUCAGCUGCAGAAAGUGGCCCUGAAAGCCGUGGCAGCCGUGGAAGCUUUAGAUCGCAGUCUUCUCAACAUCACAGGUGUGAACCAUGGCAUCUCGAUUGGCAUUCGAUGCGUCGACGGCUAUGGACGCGUGCCGGGCGCCGUCGAACGGGUGGAGUGCAAUGACGGACAAUGGAGUUCGCUGUCGUUGUUUUGCGCCAAAGACUGUCGACCCUUCAACACGAGCUUUCGGGUGAUCAUGGACAUGUCGCGCUCGGGCGAUCCGAGCAGCGAAGGGAGCUCGACGACGCCCGAUUCCCCGCACGGACGGGAGAGCAAGCUGGAUGCAGGAAGCGACAAGGAGAAGAAACGUGGAGAAGUGACCUGCGACAACGGCCGCUGGAUCUUCUCGGAACUCCGCUGCUUCCGCGACUGCGCGGCCUACGUGCCAGGGCGCCAGUACUCCGCUUUGAUCCCCGGAGCCUUGGCCUCCCAACGGAAUCGCAGCGUGCCACACGGAACGCAGCUCUUGGCCACGCAAUGCUUCGAAGAUUGUCCAUCAUGGCCAAUGCGCCAACACAUGGUUCGAGACAGUGGUGGUGGCUUGCGAGUUGGUUCCUUGCUGCGCUUGGCCUGUGGCGAAAAGCCCGACAUUUCCAUCCGCUGUGGCAUCCGAGGACAGCACAUAGCAACAUGGUUGGAUGGAGAACUCCCACUGACUCCUGCUUCACGUUCUGACCCAUUUCCUUCCACUCUCAGGGCAUUCUCCAAGAUGUGCCCCAGCAGCUUUGCCAAUACACGCGAAGCGGUGAUGAACAUGACCUUCUGGGCCAAGCUGUCGGAUGACGAGCGAGCCAUGUUCAUGAUCUUGGCCCUGGGAUGCUUUGGAUCGUUGUGUGGUUUGGCGUGCACCUACUUCCUCUCACCCUAUGUGCCGGACGAGCCCGACGGCGAGGGCGAGGGGGAAGCCGAUGCGGAGAGCGCGGAAGGAGAGGUCGAGGACCCCAGCCAUCCGGGCUUGCGACGCUUCAAUUUGCUCACGGGUGAAGUGGAGAGGUCGACAUCCCGAUCCACUAGAGGCAUGGCGAUGGCAUGGGGGCCAUGCCGUGUCUCCAAGGCCAGCCGCCUGGCAGGUUACUUGCAGGAUGCAAGUCCUCAACCGACCGGUUGUGCGAAUUGCGACAAAGCGGCUACACAUGUUUGCUUUCCCUGCAGUCACCUUUGCUUGUGUGUGACCUGUGCGGAUGAUCUCCUUCGGAGCACUGGACGAGCGUUCCAAGAGCUGGGGCCAGCGAGAGAGGUGCGAGAAGAGCGGAUUGAUUCACAUCGAGGAUCGCUUAGCAUGGAUGAACAGCCCUGUUGCCCCCUCUGUGGCCAGUUUGUUUUUUGCGUGAUUGACGCAAAGCCAGCAACUUGGCGAACAGCGUGA